AUGCCAGUACAAAUUCGGACGCGACUUUGAGCGGUCCAAAAACGAACGUCUCAAGAAAAAAAUAAUUAAUUUGCAUGAAAGUGGCAGAAAGUGAGAACAGAAGUGUGGAAAACUCGCGAAUGAAGUGAAGAAAAAGAGCAUGGAUGAUAUGUGGAAGUUCAUAGGAGAUCGUGAGGUGGCGUAAGAGAGAAGCGUUUGGAAACUGAGAGACGAUAAAAGCAAAGAAAACGUGAUAAUAAAAUUUUUUAAGAUAUAAUAAAAGUAUUAAAAUUGCAUAAACAGCAAAAUUUUAAAAAAGAAUUUUAAGUACUUUGAAGUAAAAGCCAAAUUAAACACACACAUUCACAAAUAGAAAUAUAUUUAUGCAUACAUUUUUGUAUUCUGUAGACCAGGGUUUUUAGUAGUAAAUGUAUAAAGAAUCUUUCGCCGCGUGAGUUUUUGAAAGCUAAAAAAAAUAGCAAAAACGGAAAUAUACAGAAGUGGAAAUUGCAUGCCUUACAGCAAAAGUGCAAAUUCCAAAAUUUGAAGCAAUUAUUUACGUGCAUACAUACAAACAUACCUACACAUACACUUUUGUGAAUUAUACUUUUGGCGUGGAAGCGAUUCAAAAUUAAUUGUGCAAUCAAUCUUUGCGUCUUCUUAUAAAUCAUCGACAUUUUAAAAACUCGCAAGCAUAUAGUGUACGUAUUGUAUAUAAACACACACACAUAAGUGCCAUUUUGCGAGUGAGUGAAAAAAAGCUGCAGCGUACAAGCAAAAAUGCAGCGAUUCGUGUGCAUAGGACUCUUGCUGCUUAGCUUGACCACUAACGCCUGGGCCAUUCAAUGUUACUCAUGUGAAUCUAUUUACAACAAAAAUUGUGGUGCUGAUUUCGACUUGGAUGAUGAUUUUAAGUGGGACUGUUCGCGCGUUGCUCCGCCUCGUUAUCUAGAAAGCGACUUGGAUGUACGAAAUGCUACAGCUUGCAUGAAACGGGAAUACAAAGUGAAAGAUCUGCUUAGAAUCGAACGCAGCUGCUUCUUCGGUGACGUCAACGAUACGGUUAGCGGUUGCCAGUUGGAUCCAACGCUAGAGGAGGCGGAGCCGUUGUCGUGUCAUGUUUGCGACAAUGAAGACUUUUGCAAUCACAGUAAUCAGCUGAAGGCAUGGCCACAGUAUUUAGCGGUUGUGGGAUUUGUGUUGACAGCGAAACUCUUAUAUUGGCUGAGGUAAAACUUAUGCAAUGGAAGGGAAUCAUGGAGCUCAAUCCGCUUAUCUGGUGCCCAACACAAUCAAGGAUAGAAAUAGCAUUAUGUAAAUUAAUUAAUGUAUUUAUUUAUUAUAAUUUAUUAUUAAAAGUGGGAUGAUGUGCAACACUAAAGGAACAGAUUGAUAAACUAGAUUUUUUAAUAUAAUCGACUAUGCCAUAUAAAGAAAUGGAAAUACAAAAUUUUUACAUUAUUGAGUUUUUUAAAUUUAUUAUUUGUAUAAUAGUUUUUAAAGAAAUGAAUAAAGUAAAAAA
Molecule: messenger RNA, 1501 nt
Organism: Anastrepha ludens (Mexican fruit fly)
Lineage: Eukaryota; Metazoa; Arthropoda; Insecta; Diptera; Tephritidae
Exons: 3
Coding region: 760-1212 (150 amino acids)
Biological process (GO): sleep; regulation of synaptic transmission, cholinergic; positive regulation of voltage-gated potassium channel activity
Source: RefSeq, a predicted model, not a curated record